Auanema sp. JU1783 is the source of this 1590-nucleotide messenger RNA. Lineage: Eukaryota; Metazoa; Nematoda; Chromadorea; Rhabditida; Rhabditidae. The record is from the annotation of a GenBank genome assembly.
AUGUCCCAAAGAGACCCGGAUAUGUUACCGAAUUGGGAUGAGUUCGGUGCAAACGAGGAGUUAGAUUACAAUGAUGACCCUCAAGGACAAGAAAAUGUGUCAGAUGAACCUGUCCCCGGUCCAUCAUCCCCGGAUGCAGUGGAAGAACCCUGCUCUACGUCUGCUGCUCCUUCAGGGAAUGACGGAUUACCACGUCUGAAUGAUCCCACAUUCAACAAUGGACCACCUGUUCCCAAUGUGUUCUGGAUUCCGGAUGAUACAGCUCCUGAUGAUCCUUCAUGUGACCCUGAAGAUCCUGAUAUGCCAUCACAUCAAAUAGGUCCUGUUUUACCUACUUUUUCAAAUCGUCCUCGCCCAAAUAAUCACCCCUCUUUUAAUCCUCCUGUCCCAGAUUGUAAUCACUCUGGUUCCUCCAGAAGUGAUCGAUCUGGUGGAGCACCUUCCCUGCCUGACGAUGAACUCCGAGAGAAUAGCCACUCAGUUUCUUUUUCUCUGCCGCCUCCUGAACCAACUUCAUCUAGGAAUGUACCUUCCAGUGUCGCUGAAGAUUCCUGUCCUCCCUUCUCGGGCCGUGUUAUUGGGCCCUCUAUCCCGACUUCUUCUAAUAGUUCGAGUAACAACGAGUUGAGUAUGCCUUCUGUAGGCCUUGGGCCUUCAUUGCCUGCUCAAAUAGGCCCCAGUAUACCUGAGCAAGUGAUUGGACCAGCAUUGCCCAAUAAUAUUGGUCCUGUUAUACCUGAACCAUCUAAUGGUCCUCUUUGUCCCGGACGUGAAGAUGGUCCUUCUGCGGAUGAAAAUCAAGAAGAUUCGGAACCAAAUGGAGAACUAAUCAGAGGACCCGCUCUACCUCCAUCAAGAUCUGCCACCAUUGGUCCAGCCAUGCCUCCUGUUGUGCUACCUUUGGAUGAUUCAAGAGACAAUCAAGAAGUUGAAGAUUUAUAUGGACCUGCUCCUCCACCCCCUGCUGAAGGGUCUCGUGGAAUUAGCCUUCCUCCGGAAAUGCCAAGUGUUGAUGAUGACGAUGAGAUUAUUGGUCCCACUUUGCCUACCAGUCAAGACGAUGAAAAAGCUGCCGAAGAAUAUGCUAUUCGGAGGCUUAUGUUAGAAAAACAAAAAGAGGAGAGCACAAGUAGGAGAGAAGAAUGGAUGACUCAGUUACCGAAAAAAAUGACCAAUUAUGGUCUGGGGGCCAGAACGUUCAGCAAAAGCUCAACUCAUGCUGAGAAAGAUAGUAGUUGGACUGAAACUCCAGAACAAAAACGGAGAAGAAUAGAGAGAGGAGAAGGCUCAUCUUCUGCAACCGAUUCUUCUAAUAUUCUUUUGACUGCUCAACAAAUGAGAGAUCAGGAACAGGAAAGAAUUGCCCUACAAUGCAACGCUAACAGAACCGAAGCUCUUCUGGAUUCACAUCAGAGGAAGAAGAAGAAUGAAACAGGACAGGGAACUUCUUCUGGGGAGAGGAGAGCAUUCGAUAGAGAGAAAGAUAUGGAAGUACGAGGCUUCAAAGGCUCUACUUCGGCUGAAUUGAAGGAACGGUGUGGCCAACUGAGUUCAAGAUUUGGUAGCAGUUUGAAUCAAAAGUUUCUUUGA